GUAGGAGUGGUUGGAAGAACAAUGCAUGUGAGUCUUUGACACCAUGAUAUCCAUCAGGCAAAGAAAAGGAAUACAAACCACAGAAGUUUCAGAGGAUUACGUGGCGCAAGAAGAAAAUGUGAAGUUGGAAAAUAAAUUGCCAUCUAGUUGUACCAAUAGAAGAUUAUGGACGAUUCUUUCAUUUACAAUUGGUGGAACUGUUGCCCUUUGCACUGGACUUCUUACAUCUGUCUACCUAGCCACUUUACAUGAGAAUGAUUUGUGGUUUUCUAAUAUUAAGGAAGUGGAGCGAGAAAUCUCAUUCAGAACAGAAUGUGGACUGUAUUACUCCUACUACAAGCAGAUGCUGCAGGCUCCAACCCUCAUGCAAGGUUUUCAUGGCUUAAUAUAUGAUAACAAAACCGAAUCUAUGAGGACAAUUAACCUCCUUCAACGAAUGAAUAUUUACCAAGAGGUUUUUCUCAGUAUUUUAUAUAGAGUUCUACCCAUACAGAAAUAUAUAGAGCCAGUUUAUUUUUAUAUUUACACCUUAUUUGGACUCCAAGCAAUUUAUGUCACAGCUCUUUACAUAACCAGCUGGCUCCUGAGUGGUACGUGGCUAUCAGGACUCUUAGCAGCUUUCUGGUAUGUCACAAAUAGAAUAGAUACCACAAGGGUUGAGUUUACCAUCCCACUGAGAGAGAAUUGGGCGCUGCCAUUCUUUGCAAUUCAGAUAGCAGCAAUUACAUAUUUCCUGAGACCAAACUUACAGCCCCUUUCUCAAAGGCUGACACUUCUUGCCAUUUUCCUAUCAACUUUUCUCUUUAGUCUAACAUGGCAAUUUAAUCAAUUUAUGAUGCUGAUGCAAGCAUUAGUGCUGUUCAUACUGGACUCCUUGGACAUGCUACCAGCAGUGAAGGUGACAUGGCUGUAUGGUAUACAGCUAACAGGUUUACUCCUUGUCUGCAUUCUUCAGUUUUUUAAUUCCAUGAUUCUCGGAUCAUUGCUUAUCAGUUUUAACCUUUCGGUGUUAAUUGCAAGAAAACUUCAGAAAAACCUGAAAACUGGAAGCUUCCUUAAUAGGCUUGGGAAACUAUUGUUACAUUUAUUUGUGGUUUUAUGUUUGACACUUUUUCUCAACAACAUUAUUAAGAAAAUUCUUAACCUCAAGUCAGACGAACACAUAUUUAAAUUUCUGAAAGCAAAAUUUGGAUUUGGAGCAACAAGAGAUUUUGAUGCAAACCUGUAUCUGUGUGAAGAAGCAUUUGGCCUUCUGCCUUUUAAUACAUUUGAAAGGCUUUCAGAUACUCUGCUUUUUUAUGCUUAUAUAUUUGUUCUGUCCAUCACCGUGAUUGCAGCAUUAGCUGUUGCCCUCCGUAAUCUCAGUGAUUCUACAAAUCAAUCCACGUAUAAAAUGGGAGAGUACACAAUCGGCCUGAAACCAGAAACUGCCUACAAUUUAAUACACACGAUUCUAUUUGGAUUCUUGGCAUUGAGUACAAUGAGAAUGAAGUACCUCUGGACAUCACAUAUGUGUGUGUUUGCAUCAUUUGGCUUAUGCAGCCCUGAAAUAUGGGAGUUACUUCUGAAGUUGAUCCAUCUUUAUAACCCAAAGAGGAUAUGUAUAAUGCGAUAUUCAAUACCGAUAUUAAUACUGCUGUAUCUGUGCUAUAAGUUCUGGCCAGGAAUGAUGGAUGAGCUCUCCGAGUUGAGAGAAUUCUAUGAUCCAGAUACAGUGGAGCUGAUGAACUGGAUUAACUCUAAAACUCCAAGGAAGGCUGUGUUUGCUGGAAGCAUGCAGUUACUGGCCGGCGUCAAGCUGUGCACGGGCAGGACCUUAACCAACCACCCGCACUACGAGGACAACAGCCUGAGAGAGCGAACCAAAGCGGUCUAUCAGAUAUAUGCAAAGAGGGCCCCAGAGGAAGUGCACGCCCUGCUAAGGUCCUUUGGCACCGACUACGUGAUCCUGGAAGACAGCAUCUGCUAUGAGCGCAGGCACCGCCGGGGCUGCCGGCUGCGGGACCUGCUGGACAUCGCCAACGGACACAUGAUGGAUGGCCCAGGAAAGAAUGAUCCAGAUUUGAAACUUGCAGGCCACCCUCGCUUUUGCGAAGAGAUAAAAAGAAACCUGCCCCCCUACACAGCAUACUUCACUCGAGUGUUUCAGAACAAAACAUUCCACGUUUACAAGCUAUCCAGAAACAAGUAACAGAGCUUUCUAUUUAAUCUCUAUUUUUGAUAUGUGAAACUCCAUCAUAAUGAAACUCCAUAGAUAAUGUUUCAGAUGUAAUUAGGUAACCGGUACCUUAAAGCUGUGAUAUGAUUAAGUCUACAAAUGUUUACACAAGCGUUACCAUCUUUGAAAGUAUCUUAUACAUGCUUCAGUCUUUGUCUUGUUUCAUUAAUGUUCUUUAGCCUAAAUGUUUUCAACUUUCUAAAAGUGAUCUAGAAUUUUGUUGUUGGGGAGAACAGUUAAGUGUUCCAUAGGUGGCCUGAACAGCUGCAUAUCAUAUUGGAAAUCUAGAGCCUGUUUCAAGAUUUGAAAUACUUCUAAUUUUUAAUUGACUUACAACAGCUAUAGUUGAAUUGAAUUGAGGGGAUACAUAAUUAAAUUAUUUUUUCACUAGUGAAGACCAACUGGUGGCUUUUUAAAAAGCUCUCUAUUGUCCUGUUUCACCUAAAAAUUUUAUAAUGUUUUUAAUUUGUCAUGCUUUUAAUAUUUUUUAAAAAAUCAUGUUAAGUCUUCAUAUGUGUAUCUAAAAUUUCUAAAAUUUUUUGUUGUGCUCCAUCUGAAAUGUAAUGUGUAGCACUUCAGUAGUAUGUGUCAGUGUGUGUAUGUGUGUACACAGGCAUGUGCAUGAAUGUUUUAAUGCUGGACACAGAAAAGUGUUACAAGUUCCCCAUUGUAAGUCCUUAAAGCAGCAGAAAUGUUAUGUAGCUGAGUAGAAUUUGUUACUGAAUAGUGUUACUAUUUUAAAACCUGUUGAUACUAUUUAAUCUAUCCUGCAAGUAAGAAAAUUCUUCUUCAUUUCUUACUCAUUCAAAUUUACUGGGUUUGCAAAAUUUUGUAAACUCUUUGUUUUUAGCCUUUGUAUUUUUUACAGCCUAGAACCUUGCAAAGUCUUACUAUUUUUAAAAUGUUGUAUCUUAACUAACUCACUGCUAUGAUAUUUUUGGCAGAGAGCAUUUUCAUACCAAGUUUGAUUUGUGAUCUCCAAUCUUACUGUGAGGGCCCUUGACAGGUGGUUCUUUUUCUUACUCAAAGGUAACCAAGUGCCUCUAAGUCAUGCUUAUUUGUAAACAACAAAGAGGAUUAUGUGUACCUUGUACCUGCUCAAAAAUUUUUUGAUAAUUGCUUUUGUAAUGAAUUUCUAAUGAUAGGGACAUGUAAAAGUUACUGAUAAAAGCGUAUUGUGUAUUUAAUUAAAUCGAGAUGGCUAAUGAAAUUAACUUUCACCUCUCAUGCCAGUUGGAAAUGAUUUAAAUAUUUCUCCUUGCAAUUGUGUUGAAGUAAAUCACUGUAGACAUGAAGAUGGAUAUAUCACAUGUUCACAUGAUUUUCUAUUCAGCUACUACUUAUUAAGCAGUAUUCAAAAAGAAAUUUUACACUAUCAUGUUGUGUUCAAGGAAGGAUACUUGGCUUUUAUCAAAACUUAUUUAAAUAAAAAAUUGACAGUAGCUGGGUUAUUAAAUUAUGCAACUGAAACUCCUGAAUUAUAUCUUUCUUAUAUCCCUUAAUAAGGUUGGAGACCACUGCAGUUUAGGAUAAUACAAUAAUAAAACAUUUUAAUCAGUACUGAAACUUUAAUUAAGCCAGUAAUGAUGCAUGCCUGUUGCAGCUGACAGCAUGGGUCAGUCCAUCCUUCAGUGAGUGCCUUACUCUAAUUGAAACCAAGCACAUGUAAGGUACAACGUGUUAGACUAUCUAAUUACGUUUUUAAAACCCUCUAUUACCUUCUCAGAAAUAUUUCAAUUUAUUUUAAAUAUUCCUGUAUUAUUAAUCUAUGCAUUUGGGUAUCUGGAGUUUCAGUAUACAAGAAACAUGUACUUAAAUUUUUAUGCUUAUCAUCACCACACUGAUCGCAUACAGUAAUCCUUUUUUCACAGUUUAGGUGCCAUUUGUUGCCAAAACACUUAGUGUUCAGUCUUUAGUGAAAAAUAUAAAGUGCCAAAAAAUCUUGCAAGACAGAAUCCAUACACACAUUCUUUCCAAAACACUGUGACCAUGUAUAGUUGACAUUUUUAUUUCCUGAUGACCAAAUCUCUUAAUGAAUCAUGUUAAAUAUUUUUAGUGCUCCUCAGUAUUCUCUUUUAUGACCUUCUCAUUGGAGUACCUGGGAGGAAAGAGAGGAAAAGCGGCUGAC
Messenger RNA from Lipotes vexillifer (Yangtze River dolphin), 4346 nucleotides. It is a transcript of the gene DPY19L3, whose product is annotated as dpy-19 like C-mannosyltransferase 3. The transcript is spliced from 18 exons. Gene Ontology annotation, cellular component: nuclear inner membrane. The record is from RefSeq and is a predicted model, not a curated record. Gene Ontology annotation, molecular function: mannosyltransferase activity. NCBI's taxonomy places the organism in Eukaryota, Metazoa, Chordata, Mammalia, Artiodactyla, Lipotidae. The coding region runs from base 44 to 2191 and encodes 715 amino acids.